Papilio polytes (common Mormon) is the source of this 1662-nucleotide messenger RNA. RefSeq lists its product as uncharacterized. Lineage: Eukaryota; Metazoa; Arthropoda; Insecta; Lepidoptera; Papilionidae. The record is from RefSeq and is a predicted model, not a curated record. Bases 1 to 1662 code for a protein of 553 amino acids. The transcript has 8 exons.
AUGGAGGCCAAAAAGAAAUACUCUUGGGAUUUUUUAGACAAUUGUUCCUACAGAGCGUUGCAACAAAUUGCUAAAUCUUUAUGUUUGCCUUGCAAUUUUAAAUUUAGUAUUAAAAAUUUUCCUAUUUGUUUAUGCAAAAUUGUACUAAAUCUAUUUCAGGAUAAAGAAAAAUCCAAAAAUCAGGAAAACUUAAUACUCUCCCCACCCAUAAGUUUAACACCCAAACGCACUCACAUACCAAGACGAUCAAGUCCUCGUUUUAAGGAUUUAUUCAUCAGAUACAGACCGAAAACACUUAUCGGUAGAAACACAACACCUAAAACAUAUUCUUCUCCAAGAGAUAAGAACAGAAUAUUGAAGGUAAAGCAUGAAAUUGAUGAAAGAAGAAUUAAAAAUAAACAAAAUGAUUUAAUAUUUAAAGAUGAAGUAUUCAAUGAUGUUAAUGAUGUGUUUAAUCAGAGUUUAAAUAAUGAUGUGACUCCUAUUGCUUUACAAGAUGAACUUUAUCCUGUAGAAGAUUUAGUAAAUAUUUGCGAAGUGCUACCUCCAAUAAAAUCUAGAAUAAUGAACGUAAUCUAUCCUUCGACCAGUCAAGGCUCAUAUUUUGAGGAGCAUAUAAAAAAUGUAUCGGAAAUCCGUGAACUUGUAUCAAACAGUCAGACUAAGGAGGAAUUUCCUAUAUUAGAGGAUAAUUCAAUAAUAAUUGAAAACACAGGAUUCAUGGAUAGGAUAAAUAGUUUUAUAAACCGAUUAUCAUUGACACCAGAAAGUGAUAUAAAAAUUGAUACUAAUGGUGGUAAUAAAAUUAAGACUGAUUUACCGAAAUUUGCUGACGCUUUUGGUAAUAUUUGCAAUAUACCCUGGACAGCUCAGAUGCAAGAUAAUGAAAGUAAGCAACAGAACAUAAUAAACACUCAAGAAUCCAAUUUGAAUUUUCCGGAUGAAUUCGGGUUUCAGAACAUCUACAAAACUGAAGAGAAUAAUCAUGCUAUGGAUCUUUUGGAAUCAUAUCUGGACUCUCCGGAAGAAGUAGGUGCUUCUCUCAAUAUUUCUGAAUUGGUUGAUCAAGUGCUUGGACAAAUCGAUCGAAAUACUGAUAUGCACAAUGUGUUGGAGGAUUUUACUACAGUGCAAUGUGUCAUAUGUUCUCGGACUGGGCCAAUCAAUUUACUGGAGGAACACAUUAAAGAGAAGCAUAGUAGUAUGAUGCACAUAGAGCGUGCGGGGGGCUGGGCCGUGCGCUUCAGUCUCGGCGAGCUGGCGUGUCGCCAGACGUGGCGUAGUGCUCCGCUGCAGCGCGACCAGUCCGCACAGACCGCACAGACUGCACAGUCCGCACAGUCCGCACAUACCACACAAUCCGCACAGACCGCUCCGCCGCUUUACCUCCUCAGUGCGUGCUACAGGGACCCCGACUGCUGCAUGGCUACACUCUCCCCGCAUUCCUGGGAAGGUGAAAUAGAACCUUUUUCCACUAACCUCCCUUAUUACAAUGAAAACAGUGGCUUAAAGAUUAAAUUAGAAAAACUAAAUUUACUACCAAACAGUGCUAAUCUGAAAUUAAUUAACAGAGAGUUAGUUAACAGUUCUUUAAGCAAAGUAAUUGUUGGACAACCAGAAUUAAAUAAUGUUAAUUUGACAUUUUUUGUUAGUGUUUCAUAA